GCUGUCGUUGUCGGCGGCGGGUCCUCCGGCGGCGGCGGCGGGACCGCGGCUCCUCGGCCGGGAUGGCGGCGGUGCGCGGCCUGCGGGUGUGUGUGGAGGCCGAGGCUGAGGCCGAGUGCGCGGCCGGACGGGUGGCCUCGGCCUCCGACUCGGGCUCGGCCUCGGAGUCGGAGCGGGAGCGGGAGCGGGAGGAGGAGCCGAUGGAGGUGGAGGAGGGAGAGAUCGAGGCCGAGGCCGAGCAGCUGGGCUCCAUCUCGGUGCGGCGCUCCCUCAAGGAUCUGCUCCCGGACACGAGCAGGCGCUAUGAGAACAAGGCUGGCACUUUCAUCACUGGCAUCGAUGUCACUUCAAAGGAAGCGGUGGAGAGGAAGGAGCAGAGGGCACGGAGGUUCCACUUCAGGGCAGAGGUGAACGUCACUCAGCGCAAGGUGGUGCUGGACAAGGAGAUCCUGAAGGAAGCGAUCCCCAAGGUUCGUCUGGAAGCUCUUCACGUGACUGGGGUCGAUGAGAUGAGCACCGAAGAGAUCUUUGCUUACUUUAAGGAAUACCCUCCGUCCAGCAUAGAGUGGAUUGAUGACUCCUCCUGUAACGUGGUUUGGUUGGAUGAUGUCACUGCUGCUCGUGCCAUGAUAAACCUCAGCGUCGGAGCAGACACGAGUGCCGGGCCGGGUAAACAGGCCGCAGUCCAGGGCAAACGCAGCUCAAGGAAGCAAGACAGCUCCAAUGAACAUGACUCUUCUGAAAGGACCGAUGAUGAUGAGGAGGAGGAGGAGGGUGAGUUAGAGAAGGAGCCUGCGAACUGUGAAGAGGUAGAAUGCAAACCACUGGCAGACAACGAGUUGGAUACCCUGUCGCAGGCUGAGCAAGCAUCGAUCCUUCGAAACGACCUGCGGCCAGCGAUCAGGACUCCACAGGGAAACAAGCUGCAAGUGAGGUUUGCCACUAAAGAUGACCGGAAGGAAUUGGGAGCUGCUAGGCGGAGUCAGUACUACAUGAAAUACGGAAAUCCAAAUUAUGGUGGCAUGAAGGGGAUUCUGUCGAACUCCUGGAAGCGACGGUACCACGCACGGCGCAUCCAGCGGGACAUUCUGAAGAGGAAGAGCUUCCUGCCUGAUGACGUGGGACUGGCAUCACAUUACAAGCACCACCGCUCUGGUCUGGGCAACGUUCCUGAGGAGCCCAUCCAGGAGGAGGAUGAGGAAGAUGAGGCAGAGCAGGACAUGGAGGCGGAUGACCGGGUGGUGGUGGAGUACCGGAACGAGAGCCGCACCGGUGGACACUUCAGCCCCCGGGGCUCAGACUCUGAUGAGAUGGACUACGAUCUGGAGCUGAAGAUGAUCUCGAUGCCUUCGCCCAAGAAGAGUCUGAAGAUGACCAUGUACGCAGACGAGGUGGAGGCUCGGCUGAAGACCAUUAGGAAUUCCAUAAGGCCGGAAGCAAACAUGACGAUCGUGUCCAGCAAUGUGAAGAACCGGAUUGGAUCCAGGCUGUUGACAGAGAAGGUGUCAGAUGUCCGGGUGUUACUGGAGGAGAAACGUCAGAUGGCAGAGAGACAGCUACCCAGUGCAGGCAGCAGCUCGGUCACCGGUGUCAGGCAGAGGCUGGGGAAGAGGCCGCACUCACCACAGACCAUCAGCGUCAGCCGGCGUGAGCCUCAGACAGACGUCCACAGCAGGCUGGGGUUUCCCAAACAGGACAGCAGAAGUUUCCCACAAGACAAGGGCAAGAAAACCGGGGGUUUGUGGAGCCGUCUCGGGAAGGUCCGCAGCAAAGGGGAGAAGUUGCCCGAGAAGGAGGCGGAGAAGGAAGCUCCUGUGGAGAAAGGGGACGAGGAGACAGUGGGGGGAGAGGAGAGAGACGAGGAUGGCGACACAGCUCUCCAGCGAGCCUGGGGCGCUCUGAUCAGGGAGAAGGAACGCUCGCACAAGAAAAGUCGGCUGGACAACCUGCCGUCGCUCCAGAUCGAGAUCAGCCGGGAGAGCUCCACCUCUGACAGCGAGUCGUGACUUCCAGGCUCCCUGGCCAAGAACUCUGGUCCUCCACAAAGAGAGGUGGUAGCUCUGGGCACCCCAGUGGACAGUCAUCAGCCUUGGGCUGAAAUCUGGCGUGUGUUUCAUCCUCCCCUCCGCCCUGAGCCCCUCCAUGUUACAGUUCAUUUUCUGACUGAAUUAAAUUUAACCUUGAAGCCA
Molecule: messenger RNA, 2189 nt
Organism: Pristis pectinata (smalltooth sawfish)
Lineage: Eukaryota; Metazoa; Chordata; Chondrichthyes; Rhinopristiformes; Pristidae
Gene: ncbp3
Product: nuclear cap binding subunit 3
Exons: 13
Coding region: 63-2006 (647 amino acids)
Cellular component (GO): nucleus; cytosol
Molecular function (GO): mRNA binding; RNA 7-methylguanosine cap binding
Source: RefSeq, a predicted model, not a curated record